Mercurialis annua (annual mercury) is the source of this 3134-nucleotide messenger RNA. RefSeq lists its product as uncharacterized. Gene Ontology annotation, biological process: snRNA processing. Gene Ontology annotation, cellular component: integrator complex. The transcript is spliced from 13 exons. NCBI's taxonomy places the organism in Eukaryota, Viridiplantae, Streptophyta, Magnoliopsida, Malpighiales, Euphorbiaceae. The record is from RefSeq and is a predicted model, not a curated record. The coding region runs from base 310 to 2337 and encodes 675 amino acids.
UUCAAUUUAUAAUUCAGAUACUAAAAAAUGCUAGACAAACAAAACUCAAACUCCAAAUCAAUUUCCUUGCCAAGCAAUGGUGCGCUCAUUUUUUUGUAAUGCCAACGACAACAAUGGUGGCGGACAACAUCGUACAGCUAGCUCAUCACCAACUUCAAAAUUAUAAACUUCUUUCAUUUGGGUACAGAGGAAACGAGGCAGAACUUUGUCGUUUAAAUUGUGCUGUUUUAGGGUCUAAGCCAAGGUUACCAUAAAAAGGUGUAACAUUUGUGGUUUUGGUACUGUGAUCUCUUGAUUUUGAUUGUAUCAAUGAAAUUUACAUGCUUGAAUAAAGGGACUAGUUUCCAUUUCCCACCAUCUUACAUUCUUGAUGUGAGUGGAUACAGGAUAUUAGUUGAUUGCCCUCUUGAUCUUUCAGCUCUCACAAUCUUUGCUCCUCUCCCGCAUCACUUUUGCCCCAUAUUCGAUGUGAAAAGUUUAAUAUGUGCAGAGCCCUUGUACAAAACUGUAAAGAACUUGCACCUUUGGGAUGCUUCAUCUAUUGACAUCGUUUUAAUUUCGAGCAAGAUGGGCAUGCUUGGUCUCCCAUUUCUUACUCAAAGUGAGGGGUUUUCUGCGAAGAUAUAUGCAACGGAAGCAACUGCAAGAGUUGGGCAACUCGUUAUGGAGGAUCUUGUUUCUAUGCAUAUGGAGUUUCGACAGUUCUACGGAUUUGGAGAGUCAUACCCUGAAUGGAUGAAAUGGGAAGAACUUGAAUUGCUACCAUCUGAACUGAAAGAAGUGGCCCUGGGCAAAGAUGGGUCAGAGUUGGGUGCUUGGAUCCAGCUAUACAGUUCUGUGGAUGUGAAGGAUUGCAUGCAGAAGAUUCAAAUGCUUAAAUACGCUGAAGCAGCCUGCUAUAAUGGGGCACUGGUGAUAAAAGCAUUCAGCUCAGGCUUAGAAAUAGGCUCAUGUAAUUGGACUAUUGAAGGUCCAAAAGAAAAUAUUGCAUGUCUGUCGAGCUCUAUUUUCGGUUCCACUCAUGCUAUGGAGUUUGAUUAUCAUUCUCUACAUGGCAAGGAUUUGAUCUUAUAUUCAGACUUCUCAUCCCGCAAUGCGAUUGAAGAUGUUGAACAAAAUGAUGACCAUUCUGCUUUAACAAAUCACAACCUCUCAGUUCUUAGUGCUGAUGUAGACAAUUGGAAUCAAUUGAAUGACUGCUCACUGACCGAUGAGGAGACCUUAGAGGAAAGGGAUAAACUAGCUUUCAUAUGCUCAUGUGUUGUUGAUGCUGUUAAAGCCGGUGGUUCUGUCUUGAUUCCCUUAAAUCGACUUGGUAUUAUUCUGCACCUUCUGGAGCAGAUACCGGUUUCCCUAGAAUCUUCAGCUCUAGAUGUUCCAAUUUAUGUCAUCUCCUCUGUAGCAGCAGAGCUACUGGCAUUCAUUAAUACUAUACCAGAAUGGCUGUGCAAGCUCCGGCAAGAGAAGCUAUUUUCUGGAGACCCGCUAUUUUCACACACUGCACUCAUGAGAGAAAAGAAGCUUCAGGUGUUCCCAGCUGUUCAUUCACCCAAUUUAAUAACCAAUUGGCAGGAACCAUGUAUAGUAUUUGCUCCUCACUGGAAUCUUAGACUUGGCCCUGUUGUUCCUUUGCUUCGACGUUGGCACAAGGAUCAAAACUCUUUACUUGUCCUGGAGGAUGGACUAGAUGCUGAUAUGGCUCUCUUGCCUUUUAAGCCAAUAGCAAUGAAGGUUCUACAAUGCUCGUUUCUUUCUGGAAUACGGAUGCAGAAAGCUCAAUCUUUGCUGAAGCUAUUACAGCCAAAAAUUGUCGCGUUUCCAGAGGAUCUGAAGCAACACAUGAGUUCUUCAAACUCAAGCCAGUCUUUUUUGGCUUUGUACUACACUGAAAAUGAAAGGCAAGAUGUAGAGUGCUUGAAAGAUAGCUCAGAACUAGAAAUUUCGACAGAUCUGGCUACUCGUCUCUGUUGGAGAAAAUUUAAAAAGGAUGAUAUAGAUGUCUCAAGGCUCGAAGGGGAGCUAUAUAUACAUGACAGCAAACAUCGAUUAGUCUCUGGGAAAAAGGCAUCGGACACCUUUCAGAGCAGACAACUUCUGCAUUACGGAUUGCUAGAUUUGGGAAAGCUUCUCAUUACAUUGUCAAAGAUGGGUAUUAAUGGAUCUGUCGAGCAAAGCAUGAGUGAGGCUGAAUCAAAUACUGUUGGUAUCAUAAAAAUUCACCACCCAAAUGAAGCAGUAAUAGAAGUCGGAGCAAUGAAUACCAUUGUCAAUGCUCCCAAUGAGAAUUUAUCCGCUAUCAUCUUUGAGGCGAUUAGCACAAUUUUGGACGCAGUUUAGAAGGGGAUUCUGCUGACCUUGCAUAUGGAAGGUGGAAGAUGUGUGAAAUCGAUGCAUAGAGUUGGUAUUCUGUGCUAACUGAAUGCAUUUCUAGUUAAUUUAUCCGCUAACUGUUUUGUAUUUCAAGUUAAUCUAAUUCAGGUAUACAUUUCUUACCAAGAAUUUUGAACAAUCAAACAAUGCAACAAUUAAAAAUAUAGGAGAGAGAUUGAAGAAGAAUAGAUUACAGUACAAUUGAUUCAUUUUUCUUCUUUUGUAUCUAUUAUCAUAGAUAGAUUAUACAUUAUUCAACUCAUAUUUCUCUCCUCUCCAAGUUCAACAAGCAGUCCACAGUCAUCAUCACGCUUCCAUUUCCGAAGAUAUUAGCUAACUGUCAAGUCAAGUGUUUCACCUAAUCAUCAGUCUCUUUCACCUGAUAUGUUUAACUUCAAGCAAAUCGGUGCUUCUGAUGUUACAGUGUCAGUGCUUCCGUCAAAUUAAAGGUCAAGCAAAACUUCACCCUUGAACUCUUUAAUUACUGAAAGGAACUCUACUAAGUUGGUCAAAUGCUAGCCUGUGUCAUCAAAAUGAGCUUUAGAUGUCCUGGUGGUUCUAAUUUUGGUCGUAUUUUGCCAAUUAUAGCAAAUGAACUUGUUGCCCCACAUAUCGAUGCAAAUGUUCCAAUGUUCGGUAGCUUUGCUGAAUGUAGUUAUGUAACAUAUGUAUUUAUAACAUGUGCGUGCCUCAUUCAGAUUGUCAUUCGAAUGUUGCUAUAGACUUAUUCUUCAUGGAAAUCAGUGCAUAAAAACCAUUGCUUC